GAAGUGAAGUGAACCGGAAUCACUGAUCUAGCAUCACGUCAUCACGUGUCACCCUUAAAUAAGGGAUAAUCCCAUAAUUACUAGUACAAAUAUGACAAUUAGAUAUCAAUGGCUUGUUAAAAAUCCGCUUCCGUGAGUGUUGUUCCCAUCCAAAAUGGCGCAUAUCGCAGCAGAUGUGUUUGCGUGUAAGCUUUUUGACCUUCGCGAGACGAUUUAGAGGGAUUUGAUUACCGCGCUUAGAUCUCGCAUUAUGAAACAACGCAAUACGCACACAGUAAUCAAUUACAAGACAGUACUCAGUUACGCAGUAUUCAACUCGACAUUUCAAUAUUUUAUUUGUUUUUUUCUCUGCGCCUCCUACCGUAUAUUCUAAUUUUAUUGUCUCCCAUGCCCAAAGGUUGUCUGGAAGAGAUCGCUAUUAAGCGAUAAGACCACCUGUUGUUACCUCUAUUAAAUUGUCUUUUUUUGUUUCUGUACAUUUAUUGUAAACUAUGUGAGGUGCAAUAAAGGGUAAUGUAUUGUAUUGUAUGAAAGAGUUUUUUGCCGUAAGUUCAGAAAAAGGAGUUUUGAAAAAUCUCACUGCUCAUUUAGUUCGCAAUACGGUUACGGUACGGAUACGGUAGCGCUGGUGGCCUAGCGGUAAGAGCAUGCGACUUGCAAUCCGGAGGUCGCGGGUUCAAACCCCGGCUCGUACCAAUGAGUUUUUCGGAACUUACGUACGAAAUAUCAUUUGAUAUUUACCCGUCGCUUUUCGGUGAAGGAAAACAUCGUGAGGAAACCGGACUAAUCCCAACAAGGCCUAGUUUACCCUCCAGGUUGGAAGGUCAGAUGGCAGUCGCUUUCGUAAAAACUAGUGCCUACGUCAAAUCUUGGGAUUAGUUGUCAAGCGGACCCCAGGCUCCCAUUAGCCGUGGCAAAAUGCCGGGACAACGCGAGGAAGACGAGACGUAGGCGGUUGCAAAAAAAUUAAUUAGCAAUCUUGAGGACUUUCUCUAGUACUUCAUCGAUUCGAAUCCUGAUUUUUUGAGUUCUGCUCGAUAGAAAAAAUCUCGGUCUAAAACGUAAUUAUAAAAUUUAUAACAAUUACGAGUAAUGCACAAUAGCUAAAAAGUAGAUAAUUGCUUCUAUAAAUGCGUAAGUAAUUUUAUUUUAGAUAAUCGAUUACUUUUUUUGUUUUAAGUUAAAACACGUUAAAAUUUAAAAAGUUGAUUAUAUAUCAGCGGUUCCGAGCACGCACGCAACGCAAAUAAGGCAGUGUCUUACUUGAGCGAAUAACUCGCGAACGCGAAGCGAAAAAAAUUGUUAUCAUUUAAUAAUUUUUCACUAUUUACACUAUAGUAAAAUAUACAGCUAAUUAAGUGCUAAAUAUAUUUUAAAUUUUGGCAACAUAAUAUGAUUAUCCAAAUGGAAGUUAUACUAAAUAAGUUACAUUACAAAUCGAAGUUGCUAUUACAUUACAACUAUGACAUAACAUAUGAAUAUAUUACAUUGUAGUAAGUACCUCCAGAUUUAAUAUUGUGACGAAGGACCUGCUUCACAGUGUCCAAGUAAAGUAUUAGAUAGCUAAUCCACAAAUAAAUUAACCGUCAGGUAACACUUCCUACAAAACUUAGCACUUUAUCUACCAGUUUAGCUUAUUUGAAGAUUGUGAAACGCCAACGUAAUGCAGGGGGGAAGGGGUCGGCCUAAUCUUAUAUUUUCUUAAAUAGGGUGGGAGGGGGUCAAAAAUUGCCAAAAACGUCUUUCGUAAUAAAUGAAUGGUGUCUUAUUCGAUUGAGCUGCAACUUCACACACAUAUGAAGGUUGGGUGUCAAUUAAGUAUUAUGGUACCAUCGAGCUGAUCUGAUGAUGGACACUGAAGGUGGCCAUAGGAACUCUGUGAUAAAACAACGCAACCUAGUUGUGUUUGGGUAUGUUAGAAUUGUCUCGAUGAGUAUUAGUUGCUCAUUGAAAGAAAAGUACAAUUCAGUGAUAAAAAAAUACUUUGACAAAAACUUAUUUACCUUCGAUUCUAAAUAUGAAAAGCCCAUGAGACUCGAACAUAUUAGAAAUAUUUAAAACAAACAAACUCGGAACAACGACUGCACUGCCUCUACUGGUCGAGCGCGUGACGUCAAAUUGAUUGACCUUCGAUUCUCUGUCAAAUUCUUUUUUGUUAUACCCCUACAGUGGCAAACAAGCAUACGGCCCGCUUGAUGGUAAGCAGUGACCGUAGCCUAUGGACGCCUGCAACUUCAGAGGUAUUACAUGCGCGUUGCCGACCCUUUAAAAACCUGUACACUCCUUGACUUGAGUCACUUGACAAAUUGUCUUCUGUUCAAAAUGCUCCAUCUAAUGUGCUAGCGAUCUGUUCUCGGCCUAAAUUAGUCUAAUGGUUUUAGCGUGACACAGUGCCUUAGCUAUUGUUCAUAUGAUACCGACCCAUACAAAAACUUAUGAACGGGAAUGCGAUGUACCUAUAUAAAGGAGGACCAUGGUCUGAUAGGCACAGUGCAGUUCCAAUAUGAUGCUGAAAGCGUUGGUCAUCUUCGUCGCCAUUGGUCUGGCCGCCUCCGCGCCAUCGCAGCGCGAAAAGAGGUCUCCAGGUGGAAGUGGAUGGCAGAGCGGCGGUGGCUACGGCGGCAGCGGUUUUAGCGGCGGUUUCGGCGGCGGGAGCUUUGGCGACGACUUCGGCGGUCUGCCGUCGGUCGGCGUCGCUCGCUCUUCUUUCGGCGGCAGCGGCGGCUGGGGUGGAUCCGGUGGACUGGGCAGAUCCAGCGGCGGCUUUAGCUCUGGUGGCUGGGGCGGGUCUGGUGCUAGCGCGAGGAAUGGCUUGAGCUCGGGCGGAUGGGGCGGCUCAGGUGCCGCGAGUACCCGAAACAGCGGUGGUUGGGGCGGCAUCAGCGGACGCAGCGGCGGCUUCGGUGGCAGCGGAGGUGGGUGGGACUCUAAUUCACUCGGGCGGUCUUCGGGAUGGAGCUCGGGGCUGGGACGCUCUGGUGGUUCCAGCGGGUGGCAGUCUUCCGGGUGGUAGUUUGGUCAGUUCUCCCGAUCGUACGAAAUAAUGCGACGGGUAUUAGUAGCAAGACAGGGUUUGGUACAGUAUGAUAUUUUAAAUUUGUCCGAAUGUCAUUUGGACGGAAUAAUGAAGGAGGCAGCCAAUUUUAAUGAAAAAGUGUCCUAAAAAGGUACAGAAAGACGAACACGCUGUCUUUUUCAAGAUUGACUUUACUUCAGUUACUUAAACAAAUUUACAAUAUAAUUGGUAAAAAUCAUAUUAAGGCUGGCAAAUGCACCAGCAACUUUUUUAUGAUGACGAAAUAUCUUAAAAAGGGACAGUGAGACGUAGUUAUUUUCUAGGCUUGAGCCUGCUUCCUAAUACUUAAAUUUUUUUUUGCUUCUACUACGUAUUCUUCCGAAAGCACUGUUUUGUUACUAUCCCGUUGUAUAUCAUUAAAGCUAUGGAUUGUGUGCUCGCUCGUGCUUAUAAGUUAAUGUGCAAUAAAUCAAUUAUUCAAUUG
Molecule: messenger RNA, 3500 nt
Organism: Cydia pomonella (codling moth)
Lineage: Eukaryota; Metazoa; Arthropoda; Insecta; Lepidoptera; Tortricidae
Product: keratin, type I cytoskeletal 9-like
Exons: 5
Coding region: 2504-3013 (169 amino acids)
Source: RefSeq, a predicted model, not a curated record